Planococcus citri (citrus mealybug) is the source of this 1704-nucleotide messenger RNA. It is a transcript of the gene barc, whose product is annotated as RRM1_TatSF1_like and RRM2_TatSF1_like domain-containing protein barc. Gene Ontology annotation, biological process: mRNA splicing, via spliceosome. Gene Ontology annotation, molecular function: RNA binding. NCBI's taxonomy places the organism in Eukaryota, Metazoa, Arthropoda, Insecta, Hemiptera, Pseudococcidae. The record is from RefSeq and is a predicted model, not a curated record. Gene Ontology annotation, cellular component: U2-type spliceosomal complex; U2 snRNP. Bases 165 to 1649 code for a protein of 494 amino acids. The transcript is spliced from 9 exons.
GUUGUUUAUAAACUCUUAUCAAAAAUAAUUUUCUAUUUGUUUUUUGAUAACCCAUUUUUAAACUGAUUUUUGUAAAAAUCUUCAUCGACUUGUAAUAAUUUGAAAUUCUGGAUUUCUGGAGAACGUGAAUUAUAUUAAUUGAAAAUCGAUGUGAAACUCGAGUCAUGGAAACUAGUAAAGAGCCAGUAGUAAAUGCAAAUUUGGAUAAUUAUAAAUUUGAUGGCACAACGUACUAUUACACCGACAAAGAAUCAAACUUUACUUAUGCUUGGAAUAUUGAGAAAAAUGAAUGGGAACCGAAAAAUGAUGCCGUUAAAUCCGACGUCGAACCUAAAGAAAUGGCAAAGAAAUCCGAUUCGGGCUCUAAAAACGAUAACGAAGAGGAAAAUGAUUCGGAUGACAAUUGUGAAGAUGUAAAGCCGGAAGCUGUUAGACAAGAUUUAACGAAAGGGCAUUACAGUUACGAAGGAGAUACGCAUAUUUAUACCGAUCCUAAUGAUGGAACUGUAUAUUUUUGGGAUAAGGAAAAAAAAGCUUGGUUUCCCAAAAUAGAUGAUACCUUUAUAGCGUACUAUCAAAUGAGUUACGGUUUCACAGCACCGGAUAGUGCCCCUAAGGAUGAAGCGCCUUCUAACCAGAACGAACCAGUCGCUAGUAAAGUGAAUCAGAAUCCACCCGAAGUACCUGAAAAUAAUUUAAAGAGGAAAGCCGAACCGGAACCCGCUAAAUGGUUCAACUUGGACGAUGAGCAUAAUACCAAAGUCUACGUCAGUAAUUUGCCGUUGGAUAUUACGGAAGUCGAGUUUGUAGAUUUAAUGCAAAAAUGCGGUUUGGUUAUGAAAGAUUUGGAAAGCGGAAAAAUGAAAAUUAAAUUGUAUACCGAUCCGGCCACGAAGACGCUGAAAGGAGACGCAUUGUGCACUUACAUCAAAAAAGAAUCGGUGGAUUUGGCGUUAAAGUUAUUGGAUGAUUACGAGUUUCGAGGCAAGAAAAUCAAAGUUGAGAAAGCUCACUUCACAAUGAAGGGUAAUGCGUACGAUCCCAGUUUAAAACCGAAGAAAAAACGCCGAAAAGAUAAAGAAAAAUUGAAAAAAAUGCAAGAAAAAUUAUUCGCGUGGCAGCCGGAUAAAUUACGCGGCGAACGCGCUAAGCACGAAUGCGUGGUAGUAAUUAAGAAUCUAUUCGAUCCCAGUAUGUUCGACGAGAAUUUAGGUCUAAUUAUAGAAUACCGAGAAGAUAUCAAAGAAGAAUGCGCGAAAUGCGGAGUCGUUAAAAAAGUCGUCAUUUACGAUAAACACCAAGAUGGCGUAGCGCAAGUUUGGUUCAAAGAAGCAGAAGCAGCGGACGCGUGCGUUCAACUAUUGAACAACAGAUGGUUUGGUAAACGAUUAAUAACGGCCGAAACGUGGGAUGGGAAAACUAAAUACAAGGUUCAAGAAACGAAAGAAGAAGAGGAAGCGCGUCUUAAAAAAUGGGAAUCUUUUUUGAAUAGCGGUAAAGAUGGCGAGAAGACUGACCAAGACGGGAAAAGUGUUUCGAAUAACGUUUCUGAAACUGAAACCAACGCCAAUGAUUCGGACGGUACUCGCAGCAGUGCUGGAAGUGCCGAUGAAACCGACGACGAAGACGAUAAAUCAGGCGCUAAAUAAUUAUCUUUAAUAAUUUUUUCUACCAUCUAAAAAUAAUAUAUUAUAUUUCAUUUUU